Molecule: messenger RNA, 812 nt
Organism: Erpetoichthys calabaricus (reedfish)
Lineage: Eukaryota; Metazoa; Chordata; Cladistia; Polypteriformes; Polypteridae
Product: kyphoscoliosis peptidase-like
Exons: 5
Coding region: 255-761 (168 amino acids)
Source: RefSeq, a predicted model, not a curated record
CUGAAGAGGUGAGAAAUUAAUAGCAGUGAGAAGAACAGAAGGUGCUUCAUCACACACACUGGGGUUAGGAAUCAAAAUUAGGAACCUCCACAAUUCAAGCCAAAAUAUUCAAGGGGAAAAUGGAUUCACAAAUUUAACAUGGGAAUUAUUGACUGCACUGGAUUCUGAAGAAUUCAAACAAUACGCUUUAGUUAUUCUUUAUUUCACACAGUCAGCAUCUAUCAACAGUUUCUCAAUUUUCUUAUUCAGAGAGUAUGUCUGGCAAGAAAUCUCUACAGUAUGACGUACUGGAAUUUCUAUCUCUUGACCGACGAGCUUCAAAAGUAAAUUGUACGUCUAUAAGAGGAGUGGUUUUAAAGUUGCUCAAAUUUUCUAGGACAGAAUUGCAGAAGAUCCGAGCAAUUUGGACAUGGAUAGUCAACAAUAUCGCCUAUGACACUGAACAGAGUCCCAAGGAUCCUGAAGAAGUGUUUCGAAGAAGAAAAGCAAAGUGUGUUGGCCAGGCUAACCUUUUCAAGGAAAUGUGCAGGUUUGCAGGGAUUGAGUGUGUCGUCAUUUCUGGACAAAGACACAGAUGGAAUGCAGUUUGUAUUGAAGGCAGAUGGCACCUUUUAGAUGUUACAUGGAUUAAAGAGGAAUAUUUCUUGACACAUCCUGAAAUUUUUCAAAAGGAUCACACGCCACAUGAAGAGAAGUGGAAACUACUGGAUGGAAACUUAAAAUCUAAUCCAAUAAGCAAUGAAAUUUGCCUGAUUUUGUGAUGUUUACAUUUUGUUAUUUUACCUUUUUACUCUUCAAGAAAUCAGAAAGAA